This is a messenger RNA of Xiphophorus hellerii (green swordtail), 2120 nucleotides long. Its product is annotated as serine/threonine-protein kinase SBK2. Gene Ontology annotation, biological process: protein phosphorylation. The record is from RefSeq and is a predicted model, not a curated record. The transcript has 6 exons. Gene Ontology annotation, molecular function: protein serine/threonine kinase activity; ATP binding. Lineage: Eukaryota; Metazoa; Chordata; Actinopteri; Cyprinodontiformes; Poeciliidae. Bases 658 to 1809 code for a protein of 383 amino acids.
CCCUUCAUGGUCUGUCCAGCAGUGCAGCAGCAGCAGAUUAAAGGCGGGAGAAGGAGAGGACAUGAGGACAGAACAGCAGCUGCCGAAGACAUGAAAACGUGUAUUUAAUCGAGUCCAAAAUCUGGUGAAUAAGUGAAAACAUUGAGACCAGAACUGGAUAUUUAGAGCUCAAUGUUUUUUUUAAUUAGUAUUAUAGCACAGAAAACCAGGGAGAGAAAUAUUCUGACUGCUGCACCUGCUGCAUGAAGUCCUCAGCAGUGAUUUGUGUUGGUCAGAUUUAAGGGACAACAUCAAACCAGGACUCCAAGAUGACAAAGCUGUUUGUGUGACCUAAGCUGAGGAAUUCAGUGUCAGCAUGCAGAACAUUUGCAGCUCGGAUUUGGACUCUAAUGAGAAGUAAUGAGCUGCCCUCUGUUUGGAUCUGGAUGUUGACACCUAAUCUUUGCUUGAGAGGUGCCAGCUGCAGUGGAAACAUCAACAGACAAAACCAAGACCAGUGUGUGCCACAGGGUUUCAUGUGGCUAUUAACAGACAUGUUUAUGUCCACGGAUGAAUGUUAUCAACGUCACCAUGGCGACAAUCAGUGCUGAAGCGGUCGCGUUGCAUUCCCAAACGCUGUCAGGAAUUCAGUUCAUAAGAGAAAACUAGUCAGCGAGAAUGGCUGCCACAAAGCUUCUGGAUGAGAUGUGCCAUCUGACGGCUCAAUCUCUGACAGCGAUGGACACGUCAGAGCACUUCCAGGUCCUAAAGCUGCUGGGCGAAGGCUCAUAUGGAAAAGUAAUGCUGGCUGUGCACAGAAAAAGAGGAACUCCAAUGGCUUUGAAGCUCUUCCCACGGGAAUCCACCUCACUUUUCUCCUUCCUGAGGGAGUACAAUCUCUCCUUGUCAUUCUGCACCCAUCCGUCUCUGACCAGAGCUCUGGGAAUCGCGUACUCCACCCCGUCACAUUACAUCUUCGCUCAGCAAGCCAGCCUCUUUGGUGAUCUCUUUGACGUAAUCACACCAGAGGUGGGGAUGGAGGACGACUGCUGUCAGCGGGUGGUGUCCCAGCUGUGUGGAGCUCUGUCCCACCUCCACUCCCUUGGUUUUGUCCACAGAGAUGUCAAACCUGAGAAUGUCUUUCUGUGUGACUCUGCGUGUCGAUGGGUCAAACUUGGAGACUUUGGCAUGGUGAAGGCCAGGGGAACCAGAAUCCCAGAGGUCUGGUAUAGUUCUCCUUACUGCACCCCGGAGGCUGAGAUUGCUCGAGGAAACGAGGACAGCUGGAGCAGCACAAAUGACGAAAACGGUAACUUUCAGGAGGAUGAGGAAAAGAAGAAAACAAAGAAGCAGAGAGUUUGGGCGUCUGUGGAGCCCAGCACAGACAGCUGGGCGCUGGGCAUCCUCACAUACGCCAUGCUCACCGGCAGUCACCCCUGGGCUGAGACAGCCAGCGACUGCUGCUCAUACGUAAAGUAUCGAGAUUGGUUUGAAAGUGCAGAAGGUCCUGAUGAUGAACUGGAUGUGUGGGUAGAACCUGACACAGAGAGCACACAGGGAGCCACUGAUCUGAAUGGAAACAGACAGAAGGACGGUUCACCUGUCGCCCCUCAGUUUGCCUGUUUCACACAGUUAGCCUGCUCCUUCUUCCAAUCGCUUCUCGACCCCAGGCCGCAACUUCGAGGAAGUCCUGAGGACGCUCUGAGUUACCUUGGAGACCACUGGAUGAUGGAGAAAGAGAGGAUGAGACAGGAGAAGGAGAGGAAGAAGAAUAGUGGGAAGACUGCAAUUAAAUCGGUGAAAGAGAUGGAGGGGAGAGGAGAGCGGUGAGCAAAGAUGGCUAAAGAAGACUUAAGACUGUGUGAUCAAGAUGAAAAUGCAGUCAUGCUUGUUACUUAGCAUUGCACUGUUUUAAAAUGUAUCAACCUAAAAUCCUGUUUAUAUUCCUGAAUAUGAAUAUUGCAAUCUCUAUUUUUGUAAUUUUUGUAAUUUAUGCAAUUUUUUUUAUUUUAUUUUAUUUUUGGGGGGAUCUGGAAUGUGUGAAAAAGUUAGUCACUGUAGAUGCCAUAGAAACCAAGCUAUGCAGUCAGGAAAAGUAUGUUACCGUAACUUUUCAUAAUAAACUCUCCAAAGUUAUGAUA